GAGUGACGUGAUGUCUCAUGUCCGUGUCUCAGUGCUUCUUUGCACCAUGGUGUUGAUGUUCUUCUGUGCAGCAGGUGUUCCAGCUCAAAAGGAGAGCAGGGUGAAGAGGAGUCUACCCUACUGGAACCUGUGGUCCUCAGAUUUCUACGGCUGGGUGGAGGAGUUGCGAUCUCAGAGCGGAUAUGACACACUUAUCGACUUGGCAAGAACCUAUUGGGCUCAUUUUCCCAUAGCCAGCUUUCUAGGUUAUGACAGCACCCCUGGGCAAGAGGACCUUCCAGAGCAGGAGGUUGAAAACUGAAAAAUAUGUUGUGAUGUCUUUUCCCAAUGGGCUUCCCCAGUGUUAUUUUCCACUUCUAUUAUCUGGGCUAUACAGUAUCUGUUACAUGCUUUUUCAUUAACAUCAUCUUACAGCCUCCCAUCUGUUUUGUGAAUCAUUUUUCCAGGUCUAUCUCUGGCUUGCUCUUCCAUUCAUUGUUUUAUUAGGAGAUUGUGAGUGCUUAAAAACUAACUGUCUGCAAAAAUUAUCCAUAGAUUCAAAGUUGUUUAUUGUUAGUUCAGCAUUAAGCACACUUUGUAAAGCAAUGACUUGAAAUAUGCAUGUACAGCAUUAAAUAUACUUUAUGAAUGACAUCUGUUUUUAUUGUAUAAGGGGUUUGGAAGCCAAAGCUACAGCAGCUAUUUCAUA
Messenger RNA from Xyrauchen texanus (razorback sucker), 688 nucleotides. RefSeq names its product otospiralin-like. The record is from RefSeq and is a predicted model, not a curated record. Bases 11 to 301 code for a protein of 96 amino acids. The transcript has 2 exons. Lineage: Eukaryota; Metazoa; Chordata; Actinopteri; Cypriniformes; Catostomidae. Gene Ontology annotation, biological process: sensory perception of sound.